CUUUCAUCAUACUCUUGCUCUUUCAUCCUCAGGAUAUCUACUAUCUGCUCUCUUCUGCUGCUUUCCAUCGUGACAUUUGUUCUUGAGCACCUCUACCUCGCCGGCCCGUGAUUUAAGAUUUCAAAAAACUCUUGCCUGCUUUGCUUAUCUACCACUCACCCACCCCUCUUUCCUCUCUACACUUCUCAACAAAACCACCAUAAUGCCUAGACUCGCAUCUGCCAGGUACGGAAAGGACAAUGUCCGGGUCUACAAGGUCCACCGGGACGAGGCAACCGGCGUGCAGACCGUCACCGAGAUGACUGUGACCUGCCUGCUUGAGGGCGAGAUUGAGACAUCAUACACCAAGGCCGACAACAGCGUGGUGGUGGCCACAGACUCAAUGAAGAACACCAUCUACAUCAAGGCCAAGGAGCACCCCGUCAACCCGCCCGAGCUCUUCGCCAGCAUCCUGGGCCAGCACUUCAUCGACACCUACGCCCACAUCCACACCGCCUAUAUCAAGGUCGUGGUCCACCGCUGGACGCGCAUGGUCGUCGACGGCAAGCCUCAUCCCCACAGCUUCUACCGUGACGGCCAGGAGACCCGCAAUGUCGAGGCCACCGUGAGCCGGUCUAGCGGCAUCGCCCUGCGCAGCGGCAUCGUCGGCCUGACCGUGCUCAAGAGCACGGGGUCGGCUUUCCACGGGUUCGUGCGGGAUGAGUUCACCACCCUGGGCGAGACCUGGGACCGCAUCCUCAGCACCGAUGUCGACUGCGGUUGGUCGUGGAACACCUUCAAGUCGCUCGCUGCUGUUGAGGAGGCCACGCCCAAGUUCGACGACGCCUGGGAGAAGGCCAGGGAGAUCACCAUGAAGACGUUUGCCGAGGACGAGAGCCCCAGUGUGCAGAACACCAUGUACAAGAUGUGCGAGCUCAUCCUGGCCGCCGUGCCGGACGUCGAGCGUGCCGACUACUCGCUGCCGAACAAGCACUACUUUGAGAUUGAUCUCAGCUGGCACAAGGGUCUGAAGAACACCGGCAAGGACGCCGAGGUCUAUGCUCCACAGUCUGGCCCCAACGGUCUCAUCAAGUGCGAAGUUUCUCGAUCGUAAACUCGAGAAGAAGAGGAGGGCCAAGGUGCGGGGCAUUGAUGAGGUGUGGAAUUGCUUAGAGGAAUCAUUCAUAGAGAGAGAGAGACAGAGAGAUAAAGAGAAAUGGAGGGAGGAGGGAGGCAAUUUGGCGCUCUAGUAGUGAUGCAGGCUUGGGCGGGUCAAUUAGAUUAAUGGACCGCGAGGGUCUGGAGGCCUAUGUGUGCGCGCACAGUGGAACGCGCGCAACUUUGCAACAUCGCAUGAUACCUAUUUAGCUUAACAUCAAGAUUUUCUUUGAAAUGAAUACACUUGUACACAU
Cryphonectria parasitica EP155 is the source of this 1391-nucleotide messenger RNA. RefSeq names its product uricase. The coding region runs from base 203 to 1093 and encodes 296 amino acids. NCBI's taxonomy places the organism in Eukaryota, Fungi, Ascomycota, Sordariomycetes, Diaporthales, Cryphonectriaceae. Gene Ontology annotation, biological process: urate catabolic process; purine nucleobase catabolic process. Gene Ontology annotation, molecular function: urate oxidase activity. The transcript has 3 exons. Gene Ontology annotation, cellular component: peroxisome. The record is from RefSeq and is a predicted model, not a curated record.